CGAUCGGUUCAUUCAAUCAACAGAGUCUGGUGGUGGACGGGUCGAGUCAAGUGCGUCUGGAGUGAUUGUGUACGGUUUUUAGGAUUAUUAAGCAGGUUGCAGUGCCUUAGCCAUGUCCUCGACUAUCGAGAAGAACGAAUACCCGAAGGCUUCCAAUGCAUUAGUGCUGGGAGCCAUUCUGUCCUAUGUGGCGUCUAUCUUCCUAAUGAUGAGCUUCUGUUCGCCUUACUGGAUCGAGUCGUACGACGAAUCGUUUAGCAGCUUUAAGAACAUGGGAUUGUGGGAGUAUUGUUUUAAAGAUUUUAGCUAUCCGUACUAUCAGUUCCCGAAGUUGUUCAACGGAUGCCAUCAUAUCUUUAGUCAGGAAUAUUACGUUAUUCGAGAAUACCUGCUGCCAGGCUGGUUGAUGAUAGUGCAGACCUUUGUUACACUGUCAUUCAUUUUCACGUUCGGUUCGCUGGUAAUUAUGGCCUGUGAGAUGGUUAGAUGGCCUCUGAAGCUGGUACUGCGCUACGAGUGGCUGUUGACCACCAUUUCGUUCGUCGGAAUUGCAUCUUCGUCAUUUUUCAUGUUCCUGGCGGUGGCCAUAUUCGGCGGGAAUGCCUACCGGCGCGAUUGGUUGAUGUACCCGAAGUUUAACGUGCUGUCGUGGUCCUACGCCCUGGCCGUGGUGAGCUUCAUGAUACUGGGACUAGCAGCACUGUUGCUGUACAAGGAAGCCAAAAAAUCGUACGAACUACGUCGCGAGGCUAAGAACCUGGUAAUGCAGAUGCAAAUGCAGGAACCCGGCUACCAUCCAUCGCACCACACCAGCCGGAGCCUACACAGCGGGGGAUACAUCUAAGUAGGCGGCGAACGAACGAUCAAACGUCUAAUUUUAUUACAAAUGUGUCUCGCUUUAGACAGUUCAAUCAAUGUGCUUCGAGAAACGCACACUCACACCAUAUUUUAGGAUCCAGCAAGAAAACGUCUGCCAAUUCGCGUUGUACGACACUCACGUUCUCUUCCAUUGUCGAUUUUUUCUCGUUUCUAAUUAUUUGGGAGAGAAAAACACAUAACCUCAACGAACUAAACACUAUCAACAAAUUGGUCUCGAAGGACAUAAAACAUCGCACUAAAUGUGGCCUUACAGAAGAAGAAUCAAACGAGCAGAAAUCAGAAACAAAAACAAAAACAAAUACCUGUCUAUAUUUCUAUCGCAGCCAGACAUCGUCGGAACCAUCGUUUUUUUUACCAAUUCCAUGUCCCCCGUCCGACGAUGAUUGGAGAAAACAUGAUAAGAUGUGAAUCCUUAUUACAUUGAUUAUCCGUACAAAUAUCAAGUUAGACAGUUUCGAUAGUUGGUUACGUUGCAUUGUUAGUGUUUGUUCUGUGUUCGCAAUAUAUGUUUAGCUAUAGUAAAAGGGACAUUCGCUUGGUGUAACGUAUUGAUUCUGUUCACUCUGGCACUCAUACCGUCCACAAUGUUGUUUUACUCGGGUCACCCAUCAUCCGUUCCGACGAUCUUCUUAUUGGCAGCUUUCCAGAUCAGAACAGCAUAGCACAAUUAUAUCAGAUAUCGAUUUGGCUCAAGCGGCACGUUCAUGGCAGUGACUUGAUGUGUCGUUUGACAUUCGUUAUAUUUCAGUAUAGCUUCAAAGGGACUCUCAUCAGCAACGAGUUCCUCAGAUUUGAAGAAACCUAACCAAUGAAUAUAAUAAUGCAAUGCCAUUCUGGUCCGGUUGUGCCACGACAAAACGGGAAAACAUUUGUUUUAAUUUAAAAAUCUUUGAACGAACAGCGGUUAUGUUAUAGUUGUAACUUCUAUUGUAAUGGAACAAAAUAUGUUAGCUAACGACGAAUCUCGUACUAUCGCCGUCCAUUCGAUUAAGUUUAAUUAAUACAUACAGAAUAGUGACAUCCGGACAAAAUGUACGCUUAAUUUGCAUUUUGUGGAUUUUGUUAGGAACACCUUUUGAUGGUAUUUUAUAAACCGUAUACAAACAGUAGUCUCUAGUUUUUAAUGCAAUUUUACGAAUCGCUACAUAAUAUUCAUCUUACUAAUUACUGGAAACAAAUGUUGUAGUAAGCA
Malaya genurostris is the source of this 2071-nucleotide messenger RNA. RefSeq lists its product as uncharacterized. Bases 113 to 844 code for a protein of 243 amino acids. Gene Ontology annotation, cellular component: membrane; septate junction. The record is from RefSeq and is a predicted model, not a curated record. The transcript has 4 exons. NCBI's taxonomy places the organism in Eukaryota, Metazoa, Arthropoda, Insecta, Diptera, Culicidae. Gene Ontology annotation, biological process: septate junction assembly; regulation of tube size, open tracheal system.